Alnus glutinosa is the source of this 1183-nucleotide messenger RNA. RefSeq lists its product as uncharacterized. Lineage: Eukaryota; Viridiplantae; Streptophyta; Magnoliopsida; Fagales; Betulaceae. The coding region runs from base 34 to 768 and encodes 244 amino acids. The record is from RefSeq and is a predicted model, not a curated record. The transcript is spliced from 4 exons.
AGGCACAAAACUCAGAGCACGGAACACAUUGCCAUGGCGAUGGAUGUGGAAGAGAGAGUGCAAUUAGGGUUUCCGUACUGGAACUCGGUUCGCCGAAAGUUCGGACCGGAGUCUCCCUUCUUUGCCUCUGGCAACAUCGAAAGGGAACUUCUCGCCAAACAGGUUGCAUUGGAUUUAACCGAAGAUGAAAAGCAUCAGCUUCAGAAAUUGGUAGCUGAGGAAGGCGGGGGAUUUUUCUGCCCAAUUGUUGGUUGCGGUACACGCUUGACUUCUUUGGAGGACUUUGAAGAUCAUUACAAUGCACGGCAUACUGCAUCCUGUUCAAUAUGCUCUAGAGUUUACCCAACGUCGCGCCUGCUCAGCAUACAUGUAUCAGAAGGACAUGAUUCCUUCUUUCAGGCUAAAGUUGCACGUGGCUAUGCCAUGUAUGAAUGCUUGGUGGAAGGCUGUAGUUUGAAGCUCAAGAGCUACAAAAGUCGACAACAGCAUCUGGUGGACAAGCAUAAAUUUCCCACUUCGUUUGAGUUUUUCAAGAAGGCCCGCCCAUCUAAGAAACAUAGGCAACGCAAACAAGCUACUCACAAGAGGGAGGAAGGUUCAUUUAUGGAAGUAGAAAAUGAAUCCAUUGAUGGACUCGUUUCUGCAGUCUCCAAAUUAAGCACUUCAGACUCCUCCCCUUCAUCCAUCAGCUUUGGUCGCCGCCAUACUCGUGGAUUGACUUUUGUCCCUCGAGCAGUUCAGCGAGAAAAAAGGCCAGACUCCAAGUAAGCUGGAACAAAGAGACAGCAAGUAUGCAUUCCAACCAAAUUUGGGUUCUCUGUAAAACCCUCGCCUUCUCCAUCAUUUCUGUUGUCUCCUGCAACCAACUUUUGGAAGCUGAUAAAAAAAAAAAAAAAAAAAUGGAACAAAAGAAGAAGAAGAAAGAGUUAGGGUUAUUAGAAAGAUUUUCACUGCUUUAGAUGAUGUUUAGCUGUUCUCUCUGAAUCUUCCAUGUGAACUCCAGGUAUUAGUAUGGAGGAGGCUGGCAGCUCUUCUUUUCCCUUUGGUUUUGUAUCUCCUUGUGGUCUCUUUCAUGUUAUAGAUGUCUCGUGAUAUGAGAUAUUAGAAGAAUCUUUUGUGUUCAUGAUUAUGUUGUAAUGAAGUCUAAUCUUUUUGGGCAUAUUACAAUUGAAAAUUUAAAACA